AUAGUUUCCAUGCAGUGGUGAUUUAUGGAAAACAUUUUUCUUCCAAACUGCCCAAACAACUUGGACAGGACUUAAACAUACAGAAGGGAAGAUAAAGAAAAAAGGUAACUAUGGGGAAAAGAGUGGCCAUCAUCGGAGCUGGAGUCAGUGGCUUGGCCUCCAUCAGAAGCUGUCUGGAAGAGGGGCUAGAGCCCACCUGCUUUGAGAGGAGUGAAGACAUCGGGGGCCUGUGGAAAUUCUCGGAGCAUGCAGAGGAAGGCAGAGCUAGCAUUUACCAGUCUGUCUUUACCAACUCUUCCAAAGAGAUGAUGUGUUUCCCAGACUUCCCAUAUCCUGAUGACUUCCCCAACUUUAUGCAUAAUAGCAAGCUCCAGGAAUACAUCACUGUAUUUUCCAAAGAAAAGAACCUCCUGAAAUACAUACAAUUUAAGACUCUUGUAUGCAGUGUAAAUAAACGUCCUGAUUUCUCAGUCUCCGGCCAAUGGGAUAUUACCACUGAAAGGGAUGGUAAAAGAGAAUCAGCUACCUUUGAUGCUGUACUGAUUUGUUCUGGACACCAUGUGUACCCCAAUCUACCAGAAGAGUCCUUUCCAGGACUAAAACUUUUUAAAGGCAAAUGUUUCCACAGCCGGGAAUAUAAGGAACCAGGAAUAUUCAAGGGGAAGCGAGUUCUGGUGAUAGGCCUGGGGAAUUCAGGCUGUGAUAUUGCUACGGAACUCAGCCACACAGCUGAACAGGUCAUCAUCAGUUCCAGAAGUGGCUCCUGGGUGAUGAGCCGGGUCUGGGAUGAUGGUUAUCCAUGGGACAUGAUGUUCAUCACUCGAUUUGAAACCUUCCUCAAGAACAGCUUGCCAACAAUCAUCUCUGACUGGUGGUACAUGAAGCAAAUGAAUGCAAGAUUCAAGCAUGAGAACUAUGGCUUGAUGCCUUUAAAUGGAACCCUGAGAAAAGAACCUGUGUUUAAUGACGAGCUCCCAGCUUGCAUUCUGUGUGGCACGGUGUCCAUUAAGCCUAAUGUGAAAGCAUUCACUGAGACUUCAGCCAUUUUUGAGGAUGGGACAGUGUUUGAGGCCAUCGAUUGUGUCAUUUUUGCAACAGGCUAUAAUUAUGCCUACCCCUUCCUUGAUGAGUCCAUCAUUAAGAGCAAAAACAAUGAGAUCACCUUGUUUAAAGGCAUUUUCCCUCCUAAAUUGGAAAAACCGACCAUGGCAGUGAUUGGUUUUGUCCAGUCCCUUGGGGCUACCAUUCCCACAACUGAUCUGCAAGCCCGCUGGGCAGUACAAGUAAUAAAAGGAACUUGCACUUUGCCUUCUGUAACAGACAUGAUGAAUGAUAUUGAUAAAAAAAGGGAGGGAAAGCUCAAAUGGUUUGGCACCAGCGAGACAGUACAGACGGAUUAUAUUAGUUAUAUGGAUGAACUUGCCUCCUUCAUUGGGGCAAAGCCCAAUAUCCCGUGGUUGUUCCUCACAGAUCCCAAAUUGGCUGUGGAGGUUUUCUUUGGCCCUUGCAGCCCAUACCAAUUUAGGCUAGUGGGCCCAGGGAAGUGGCCAGGAGCCAGAAAUGCCAUCCUGACCCAGUGGGACCGGACCCUGAAACCCAUGAAGACAAGAGCUGUUGGGAACCCUCAGAAACCUUGCAUGCUUUGCCAUUUGGUCAAGCUCUUUGUUCUUCCUGUUCUGUUCAUUGCUGUUUUCCUCGCAUUGAUCUAAUUAUCAUUCCCCACAGGAUUCUGAAAGUUACUGAUGAUACCCAGGAUAGAACUCUCCUAUUUAAAAAAUAAGAAUUUCACACCUCCUACUUUCCUAUUCAGCAGGCAUUCGUCAGUAACACAGUACUAUUUCCAGGCUUUCAAGUAAGCCCCUUUAAGAAUCAAAUCACGACCUAAAGACAGCAUUAAUCACUUUUCUUUAGGUUCCACUAACAUUUCAUAAUCAGAACUAUGCUUUUCACCACUAACCUCAAGCAUCUCCUGAAACAUUGCGAUGUGAUUCCUUUUCUCCUUUAAUCAAAGUUUGAAAUACAUGCUUCAAACUUAAACAAAGAGCAAACUCAGCAGAGUAGUUAUGAUAUUCUCCAGCCACUUCUGAAAACCAUUUGCAGGAGAAUCAAGUAGAGAAUUUGGCUUUUAAUUCUAUUUUUGUUUUAUGCCAAAUCCUCCAGGCAAUAUGUCCUGAUUCCUGGCCAAAAAUUAUAGCAUGGAUGGGGAUCCCUGGGUGGCUCAGCAAUUUGGUGCCUGCCUUCAGCCCUGGGUGUGAUCCUGGAGACCGGGGAUCAAGCCCCACAUAGGGCUCCCUGCAUGGGGCCUGCUUCUCCCUCUGCCUGUGUCUCUGCCUCUCUCUCUCUCUCUCUCUGUGUCUCUCUCAUGAAUAAAUAAAUAAAAUCUUAAAAAAAAAAAGUAUAGUAUGGAGACCUGGUCUAUAAUGAAAGUUAACAAGAAGUAACAUUAAUGGACUGAUAAAGGAUAUAAUAUUCUUCUCAAACUUAUGUAGCCAACACAUUCUCUUAAUGUCCUAUUAAUGUCAAUCUUUCUCCAUACUUAAGACAUGAAUUAUUUUAACUAUUUUUGAUGUCUUAAUUACUUCUUUAUUAACAGCGAUGAUUUUUGAUCACUCAUUUUUGCUCUCAAGUUUUACUGAUAAAAUUAAAUAUAUAUUUAUGUCUUAAAAGAUAUACAAUUUGAACAUAUGAAGCACAAAAGAUCUUUUCACUCCCAAUUUCAUCUCAUCAUAUCUAUAUUCUCAAUAAGGACAC
Molecule: messenger RNA, 2751 nt
Organism: Canis lupus familiaris (dog)
Lineage: Eukaryota; Metazoa; Chordata; Mammalia; Carnivora; Canidae
Gene: FMO3
Product: flavin containing dimethylaniline monoxygenase 3
Exons: 9
Coding region: 111-1709 (532 amino acids)
Molecular function (GO): N,N-dimethylaniline monooxygenase activity; flavin adenine dinucleotide binding; NADP binding
Source: RefSeq, marked validated